AAAACUUUGUUCGCUCUCUCGGUCGUCUUCUGUUCCCGUUUUCGCUCGUUAAAAAUGCUGAAAAUAUCCAUAAUAAUUGUAAAACUAAUGUGAAAUGUGUGUAUGAGUGCUGCAGGCAGUGUCUGAUGGUGAAAUAUAAUUGAAUUUCCAAAGCGCAAAUGCCAGAAAGUGUGAAAAUCCAAAUGGUGCUGCAAACCUGAUUUGUGUAAAGAAGAAGCAGGCAUUUUUCAUCGUCGUAAAAAUACAUACAUGCAGACACAUGCACGCACACAGCCAUAAAUCUAUAGCUGUGUGUGUAUAUGCGAAACGCGCGGGCGCGAAAGAGAGCAAGAGCGUGAACGAGAGCAAUAGUAGUAGUCGGUAUUUGUAAAUGUUCGUGUGUUCUGGUGUUGUUUUGUGAGAGAGGCGCGCGGCGAAUGUGAAAGCCAAAGCAAAAACCAAGAAAUAAGUGAACGAAAAUAAAAACGAAAAAUCGCCGUUCGUCGUCCCCCUAUCGUCUCUGUCCCCUGUCAAACUCUUUGUGUGUUCUGUGAUUGUUUCGUGCAUGUUUGGCACACCGAAAAAGGGUGUAUAAAAUCGGCCUAAAUUGGAUAUAGGAUAUAUAUUAAAUGCAGCCCCUCUGCCUGUUCUGAUCAAAAGAUUGAAGAAAACUCUGCCAAAUAGCAGAGACACAAACUUGUUUGCGCCAGUGUGUGUGAGUUCGUUUGUUGGUAUAGUUUUUGUGAAGGAAUGGCAAUGAUGUAGUAGACCAGAGCUGAUGAUGAUCCGAUCCCGAUAAUGAUGAUGACGGAAUGAUGGUGAUAAUGAGCAUGAUGAGGCCGCAGGGGCAGACCCAGAACGCGGGCUUCUGCCACAGCAACAGCUACAGCCAGCGCUAGCAACAACAGCAGCAGAGAAGUUAAGGCGAAGUUUUUCGCGGAAAGUACAGCAACACAGCAAUGUGGAAAAUUGUAAAUACUACGAAGAAGAGCAAAAACGGAGAACGCAGAAAAACUAAACGCGCAAAAAGAAGAAUUUUCUCUCACUCUCCUUCUCCUGUCACCCAGCCUUAAAGGCCAAAAAGAGCUAGCGAGAGAGAGAGAUAGAGACAGAGCAACAGCAGCAAAAAAAAACUGUCGUAAAAAGGCAGUCAUAAAGGAAAAACCCACCACUUAAUAGUGGCCCACAACAACAACAUCACCCAGCAACAACAACUUGUGUGGGAGCCAGGAAAGCACAGUGCCGCCAACCUGCUCCGAUAUCCAAGUGAUACCCGCAGCGUAGCCCCCAACAAUCGAAGGCAAAUGCAACAAACAAGCGGAAAAACAACUCUAUUAUGGGCCGCUCCAAGUUUCCCGGAAAACCCUCCAAGUCGAUCAAUCGGAAGCGGAUAAGUGUCCUGCAAUUGGAGGAAGAUGCUGCUGCUACAGAAGCAGCCACGGAGCAACAGCAGCAGCAGUCGCAACAGCAGCAGAGUGGACAGAGUGCUGGAUCGGCGGCUGGACGGGAGAAGGGUAACAAUUGUGAUAACGACGAGGAUGACAAUGCCCCAGGCGGUGCCUCCAUCAGUGGUGCAGGCAGCGGAGGUGGCAGUUCCUCCACGAGUACUGGAGCCACAAGCAGUAACAGUGGCGGUGGCAGCAAUGGUUCGACAGGAGGAACCACCAAUGGCAGCGGUGUCAAUGGCAGCGGCGGUGCAGGGACACAUCACAAGAGUGCAAGCACAGAGCACGCUGAAGAUCUCCAGGACGAGGAGGAUGAGGACGAUGACAGUGCCAGUACCAGUGGCAGUCACAAUGGCGAAAAGAGGACGCCAGCAGGCCCCACUGUUGCCGGUCCCUUUGUGGUCAGCAGUGCAUUGCUGCAGCGUGCCCGAAAGGGGGGAAACAAAAAGUUUAAGAACUUGAAUCUGGCCCGAGGCGAGGUGAUGCUGCCCUCAACAUCGAAACUGAAGCAGCAGCAGCAACAACAAUUGCAACUUAAUUGCCCCGAUGCAUCCGCUGUAUCCGCCUCCGCCUCCGCCUCUGCCUUAGCCUCUGCCAGCUCUGUGCCCGUCGCCUCCUCCUGCUCACCUUCCUCUGCUGUGGCAGCGUCUCCCCCAGCGACAUUGCCACCUGGUGGCGUCUCACCUAGUGGAGGGGCAGCAGCAGCAGCAGCAGCAGUAGGAGACGUAGGAGGAGGAGGAGUUGGGAACGCCAGGUCUGUGGUGGAAUCGGUCGAAGAUGUUGCAUUGAAGCGCAGGUUGAGCGAAAUGCCCACCGAAGGAGGCCCAGCCACAGAGGCGGCCACUGCUGCUGCAACAGCAGCUGGAAAUGGAGCAGCAGCGACAGCAGGAUCUGCAGGCAGUCCGAAAUCAAACACAGCUGCAGCCACAGCGACAGCGACAGCUCCUGCACCUCCCAUCAAACAAAAGAAAACGGUGACAUUCAGAAAUGUCCUCGAGACGAGCGAUGACAAAUCGGUGGUAAAGCGAUUCUACAAUCCGGAUAAUCGCACGCCCCUCGUCUCGAUAAUGAAGAAGGAUUCACUGAACCGCACCAUGGCCUACUCCCGCAGCGGCGAGUGCAUCGUGCGUCCCUCCAUUCUCUCCAAGAUACUCAAUGGGAACUCGAACAUUGACAAACUGAAUUCCCUCAAGUUUCGAUCGGCCCCGCCAGCAGGCCAGGAGUCUGCAGUAGGAGGAGGCUCCUCCAGCACAAAUGUAUUUGGUUUGUCGCGUGCCUUUGGGGCGCCCAUGGAGGAGGAUGAGGGCGAGUCGGGCGGCGUCACAUUUCGGCGGAAUGAGUCUGAGGAUGAGGACAUGGAUGACGAUGAGGCAAGCGAUGAUGCCGACGAGCAGCUGGACGAGGAUGAUGGGCAGGAGCAGGACAACGAUGAGGCUGCCUCGGAGGAGAAGAGUGCCAGCGAGGAGAUGCCCGAAAAGGAUGGCACCUCCUCCUCUUCCUCCUCAUCCGAGGAGAAGCAACUUGUGCUGGAUUCACACUUUGUCCUGCCCAAGCGCAGCACCCGCUCCUCGAGAAUCAUCAAGCCCAACAAGCGGCUGCUCGAGGAGGGUGCCAUCAGCAGGAAUGCCACGCCCAAAGCCAAGCCCAAGAAUUACUUUGGCCUGGAUGCAGAAACCUCUUUGUCCGCCUCUAGGAAGGAGACAUUUCCCAGCUUUGGGGGCCUGAAGCUCAAUAGCAGCAGCAGCGGAGGUAGUAGCGGAGCCAGCAGCAGCUUUGUGCUCCGCCAGCCGCGUCUUCAGUUCCAGAUGGACACAAAACCGACAGCAGCCUUUGGUGCCACAUCCCCGCACAGUGCCAUUUCGCCAACAGGAGGACUGUCCUUUGGCACACUCGCAUCGACAGGCGCUCCAACGACCUGCGCUGUGUGCUGCACAGCUGUCAGCAGCAAGGAGGUGGCACAGGAGCGCAAAUACGGGAUUGUCGCCUGCGAUGUGUGCCGCAAAUUCAUCUCAAAGAUGACCAAGAAAUCCAUAUCGGCCAACGCGAGCUCCAGUGCAUCCUCCACUUCGGCUAGUGCCUCCACGCAGCUGCAGUGCAAGGGAACAGAUGGAACCGCCUGCAGCAUACAUUCGCCGAAGAGCAGCUUGCUGAAGAACUUUAAGAAGCUCUACAAGGAACGAUGCCCCGCCUGCUGGCUGAAGAAGUGCCUAGUGUCGUUCCAGCUGCCGGCGGCGCACAGGAGUCGAUUGGCCGCCAUUCUGCCAGCGAAUAUGGCGCCCAGGGAGGAGAAAUCUGCAACGGAAUUGCUAUCCCCCACGGGAGUAGGAGGAGGUGUAGCAAGUUUGCGCUUCACACCCAGCAGUUCCACUGGCAGCAGCGGAUCCUCCAGCUCCAGCUCAUCUGCGACGGCGACGGCAACAUCCUCUGUCAAGUGGAAAUCAAAUGCAGAUACCACAUCUGCGCCAGUGUCUGCGAUGACGUCGAUCAAGUCGAAUCCUUUGGCGGAGAACAAUGUGACCUUUGGCAGCAUGCCACUCCUGCGACCCGCCAUUCUCGAGAAGCCUUUGUUCCUGAAGAUUAACAAUGCGACGGAUCAAAAGGUGACCUCCACAGAUGCGGAUAAGCCUGCAACAAGUCCCAAUCCAGAGGCAAAGGCCACGCGAAAGUCAAGCAAACAGGAGAAGGAAAAGGAGAAGGCCAGGGACUUGGAGAGCGAGGAAACGCCUGCACCAGAAGCCGCUCAAAGGGAAGAACAGCAGCAGCAGCCAGAACAGGAGGCCACUGGAACUGCAGGCCAAACAGAAGAAGCAGCAGGAGGGGACACACUCAAGAGGCAAAGGAUCGAUCUGAAGGGUCCACGGGUGAAGCAUGUCUGCCGCAGUGCCUCCAUAGUUCUGGGCCAGCCACUGGCAACUUUUGGCGAGGAUCAGGAGGGGGAGCAGCAGCAGCAGCAACAGAACGAAGCUCCUGCAGUGCCAACAUCUUCGGGAGCAGCUGCAGACAAGGCAGCUCCUAUGUUGACGGAUGAAAAUGAUAAUUGUGCCAGCUGCACGACAACGGGAACGGGAGCAGCGACAACAGCAGCAACAGCAACGGCAACGUCUCCCGCCAGUGAAUAUACCAAGGCCAAGAAUACUCAAACAGAGGCUAAGAAGGGAGGCAUCAAAGUCACAACUAGAACCUCUUCCGUCUCCAGCCUGAAGCCAAGGAACGGAGACAUCAUCACAGGCGGCACCAACAGCAGCAGCAGCCAACAGUCGUCGGUGAUGCCAGCAGCUGGCGUUGGAUCAAGCAGAAGGACAAAGGAACGCCAGCAGCAGCAGCAACAGCUGCAGCGGACACUCAUCUCGAUAGACUUCUGGGAGAACUACGAUCCAGCGGAGGUAUGUCAGACGGGCUUCGGACUGAUUGUCACGGAGACUGUGGCCCAGCGGGCGCUGUGCUUCCUGUGCGGAUCCACGGGUCUGGAUCCGCUGAUCUUUUGUGCCUGCUGCUGUGAGCCGUAUCAUCAGUAUUGCGUGCAGGAUGAGUACAAUCUGAAGCACAGCUCCUUCGAGGACACAACGCUGAUGAACAGCCUGCUGGAGACGUCGCUGAGUGCGGCCCACUCGUCGCUCAAUCAGCUGACGCAGCGCCUCAAUUGGCUGUGCCCGCGCUGCACCGUGUGCUACACCUGCAACAUGUCCUCGGGCUCGAAGGUGAGGUGCCAAAAGUGCCAGAAAAAUUACCACAGCACAUGCCUGGGCACCAGCAAGCGGCUGCUCGGAGCGGACAGGCCACUCAUCUGCGUUAACUGCCUGAAGUGCAAGUCAUGCAGCACAACGAAAGUCUCGAAAUUUGUGGGCAACCUGCCCAUGUGCACGGGCUGCUUUAAGCUGCGAAAAAAAGGCAACUACUGCCCGAUCUGCCAGAAGUGCUACGACGACAAUGACUUUGAUCUGAAGAUGAUGGAGUGCGGCGACUGCAACCAGUGGGUGCACUCCAAGUGCGAGGGCCUCAGCGACGAGCAGUACAAUCUGCUCAGCACGCUGCCCGAAUCGAUUGAGUUCAUUUGCAAGAAGUGCGCCCGCCGCUCGGACAAUUCGCGCCUGAAGGCCGACGAGUGGCGGCAGGCGGUCAUGGAGGAGUUCAAGGCCAGUCUGUACAGUGUCCUGAAGCUGCUCAGUAAAUCGCGACAGGCGUGCGCACUCCUCAAGCUCAGUCCCAGGAAGAAGCUGCGCUGCACGUGCGGAGCGGCGGGUCAGCAGGGCAAACUGCAGCCGAAGGCUUUGCAGUUUAGCAGCAGCAGCUCGGACAAUGGCCUCGGCAGCGACGGGGAGUCGCAGAACAGCGACGAUGUCUACGAGUUCAAGGAGCAGUCGAGGAAUAUAAAUCUGCACAACUCCAAGGGCAGAUCAGCAUCCUCGUCAAAGUCCUGCUCGUGCCAGCAGCAGCAGCAGCAGCCGCUGUCGCAGUCCUUCAGCCUGGUGGACAUCAAGCAGAAGAUUGCGGGCAAUGCGUACGUCUCGCUGGCGGAAUUCAACUACGACAUGAGCCAGGUGAUACAGCAGAGCCACUGCGACGAGCUGGACAUUGCCUACAAGGAGCUGCUGUGCGAGCAGUUCCCCUGGUUCCAGAACGAGACGAAGGCCUGCACGGAUGCCCUCGAGGAGGACAUGUUCGAGUCGAGCCGCUACGAGGAUCAACUGCAGAUGCAGCAGCAGCAACAGGAGACGGGCCCCUGUUCCUCCUCCUCCGUGUACGCAGAGCACUCGUCCUCGUCGCAGAUGGUGCGCUCGGGUGUGCUGGACAUACCCCUCGAGGAGGUGGACGAUCUCGGCAGCGGUUGCGGCAUCAAAAUGCGCCUGGACACGCGCGUCUGCCUGUUUUGCCGCAAGAGCGGUGAAGGUCUCUCGGGCGAGGAGGCCCGACUGCUGUACUGCGGCCACGACUGUUGGGUGCACACAAACUGCGCCAUGUGGUCCGCCGAGGUUUUCGAGGAGAUUGAUGGCUCGCUGCAGAAUGUCCACAGUGCUGUGGCCCGCGGGCGGAUGAUCAAGUGCACCGUUUGCGGUAAUCGCGGCGCCACCGUUGGCUGCAAUGUGCGCUCCUGCGGCGAGCAUUAUCACUAUCCCUGUGCGAGGAGCAUCGAGUGCGCCUUCCUCACGGACAAGUCCAUGUACUGUCCGACGCAUGCGAGGAAUGGCAAUGCCCUCCGGGCCAAUGGCUCGCCCAGCGUCACGUACGAGUCCAACUUUGAGGUCUCCCGCCCCGUCUAUGUGGAGCUGGAUCGCAAGCGGAAGAAGCUGAUUGAACCGUCGAAGGUGCAGUUCCACAUUGGAUCUCUGGAGGUGCGGCAGCUUGGCUCGAUUGUGCCGCGUUUCUCCGACUCCUACGAGGCUGUGGUGCCCAUCAAUUUCCUGUGCAGCCGCCUCUACUGGUCCUCCAAGGAACCCUGGAAGAUUGUCGAGUACACGGUGCGCACCAUCAUCCAGAACAGCUGCUCUUCGACCCUCCAGGCGCUGGAUGUGGGACGCAACUACACGGUGGAUCACACGAAUCCCAAUGGCCAAGUUGUGCAGCUGGGACUGGCGCAAAUCGCACGCUGGCACAGCAGUCUGGCCUCGAGGAGUGACCUGCUGGCAGCCACAGACGGCGCAGACGGUUGGAGCGAGUAUCCCCAUCCACAUCCCAAUUCGUGUGUCCCACCGGAUGAGAAUACGGAGGAGGAGCCGCAACAGAAUGCUGAUUUGUUGCCGCCAGAGAUCAAGGAUGCCAUAUUCGAGGAUCUGCCGCACGAGCUGCUCGACGGCAUCUCCAUGCUGGACAUUUUCAUGUACGAGGAUCUGGCGGACAAGUCCGAUCUGUUUGCCAUCAGCGAACAGUCUAAGGACGGCACCAGCGCGGCACAGGGUGCGCCAGCGCAGCCACAUCCCAUCUGCGACGAGGACACGCGCAACUCGAACACCAGUCUGGGUGGCGGCGGCGGCGGCGGUGGCAACUGCUGGCCCGCCAGCAAUCCCGUGGAGGAUGCCAUGCUCUGCGCUGCCGCCCGCAGCUCCGCCCAGGUGCAGGUGCUCAAGACGCGCGCCUGGCCCAAGCUGGACGGCAACAGUGUGGCGGCCAUUAAGCGGCGCAAACUCUCCAAGAACCUGGCCGAGGGCGUGCUGCUCAGCCUGAGCCAGCAGCAGCGUUCCAAGAAGGAAAUGGCAACCGUGGCGGGUGUCUCACGUCGCCAGUCGAUCAGCGAGGAGGCCUCCACAUCGACGAUGCGCAGCAAGAGCUUCACAUGGAGCGCGGCCAAGCGUUACUUUGAAAAGUCUGGCGGCCAGGAGGCCGGCGGCAGCAGGGAGGAGCCCGCAAAGAUGCGCAUCAUGCAGAUGGACGGCGUGGACGAUUCCAUUACGGAAUUCCGUAUAAUCGGCGGCGAUGGAAACCUGUCGACGGCGCAGUUUACGGGGCAGGUGAAGUGCGAUCGGUGCCAGUGCACGUACCGCAACUACGACUCCUUCCAGCGGCAUUUGCACAACUGCGAGCAGAUGUCCGCCAGCGAAUCGGAGUCGGAGCAUGCCCACGCCCAGCAGCUAAGCGCCGAGAGCCUCAACGAGCUGCAGAAGCAGGCCCUGGCCGGUGCCACGCUCGGAAAUUUGGGCGGAUUCAAUUACCUACAGACGACAUCCUUCCCGCAGGUGCAGAGUCUGGGAUCCUUGAGCCAGUUCGGGCUACAGGGAUUGCAGCAGGUUCAGCUGCAGCCGCAGUCGCUGGGCAACGGCUUCUUCCUGUCGUCGCAGCCGACGAACCACCAGGCGACGAGCAACGGAACGGACGAGCUGCAGAUCUAUGCCAACUCCCUGCAGAAUCUGGCCGCCAAUCUGGGCGGCGGAUUCACGCUGUCGCAGCCCCAAGUGACGACACAGCAGCAGCCACAACUCAUUGCGGUGUCCACCAAUCCGGAUGGCACACAGCAGUUCAUUCAGCUGCCGCAAGCGACAACGGCGCCGGCUGCGACCUACCAGACGCUGCAGGCCACCAACUCGGACAAGAAGAUUGUUCUGCCGCUGAAUGGUGCGGGCAAACCGCUCAAAACUGUGGCCACCAAGGCCGGCCAGCAGGCGACGGCUGCGGCCAAGCAGAAGCAACUCAAGUCCGGCGGUGGCCAUCACCAGGUGAAGCCCAUUCAGGCCAAGUUACAGCCACAACCGCAGCAACAGCACCACCAAGUGCACCAUCAGCAGCAGCAGCAGCAUCAUCCAGGGAUUACAGUUUCCAGCAACGGACAGCUGCUGGGGCAGGGCAUGCUGCAGCCGCAGCUGCUCUUCCAGAGCAAUGCCCAGCAGCAGCAUCCGCAGCUGAUCCUCCCGCAGCACACACAGCCGCAGAACAUAAUCUCCUUUGUGACGGGCGACGGCAGCCAGGGCCAGCCACUUCAGUACAUCUCGAUACCGACGACGAACGACUUUAAGCCCCAGCAACAGGCGGCGCCCACAUUCCUGACUGCAGCACCGGGUGGCGGGGCCACCACCACCUACCUGCAGACAGAUGCUAGCGGAAACCUCGUGCUAACAACAGCGCCCUCCAACUCGGGUCUGCAGAUGCUGCAGGCGCAGCCGCAGGUGAUUGGAACGCUCAUCCAGCCGCAGACGCUGCAACUGGCCACAACAUCGGCGGGCGGAGAUCCAUCGAAUGGCAUUCAGAAUGGAUCGAAUGUGCAGCAGCCACUUAUCCUUGGGGGAGCGACUGGCGGCGGUGCGACGGGACUGGAGUUUGCCACUGGCGGACCGCAGGUCAUACUGGCCACGCAGCCCAUGUACUACGGCCUCGAGACGAUUGUCCAGAACACGGUGAUGUCCUCGCAGCAAUUUGUGUCCACGGCCAUGCCUGGUGUACUCAGCCAGAAUGCCAGCUUCUCGGCCACCACAACGCAGGUGUUCCAGGCGAGCAAAAUCGAACCGAUUGUGGAUCUGCCCGCUGGCUAUGUGGUGCUCAACAAUGCGGCAGAUGGCAGUGGUUCGGGUGCCACAUUCCUCAAUGCCGCCAGUGUGAUCCAGCAGCAACAGCAGCAGAGCCAGGAGGAGCUGCUGCAGAAUGCCAACUUUCAGUUCCAGACUGUGCCUCACUCAUCCGCGUCUACGGAUUACUCCUCUGCGCCACUGGUGGUCACCGCGAAGAUUCCACCCGUUACGCAGGUGAAGCGAGCGACGAAUUCAAAGGCCAACAACAUGUCCAACGGUGGGGGAGUGGGCAAGGUGCCGCCACAGCCGCAGGUCGUGAACAAGGUGCUGCCCACCAGCAUAGCCACACAGCAGGCACAGCAUCAGCAGCAACUGAAGCAAGCAGCGGCGGCAGCAGCAGGCAAGCAGCAGCAACAGGGCGCAGGAACUCAGGGGCAGAUUAAGAGCAAGGCCACGGCGGGAUCCACGUGCGGAGCGCCGCCCAGCAUUGCCUCAAAGCCGCUGCAGAAGAAAACGAAUCUGAUACGACCCAUCCACAAGCUGGAGGUGAAGCCAAAGCUGAUGAAGCCAACGCCCAAGCAACAGCAGCAGCAGCAGCAACAAUCGAUCCCUGUCAUGCAACAGCAGCAGCAGCAGCAGCAACAUCCACAGGUGCAGCAACAUCCACAGGUGCAGCAACCGCCUGUGCUUAGCCAAGUGCCCGCCAAGGUAACAAUCAUACAACAGCAGCCGCAUCAGCAGCAGCAUCAGCGGCAACAACAGCAGCCACAGCUGAUGCAACAGCAGCAGCAACCACAGCAGCAGCAGCAACAUCUGAUACAGCAGCCACAGCAGCAGCAGCAGCAGCAGAUAAUCAUCCAGCAGCUGCCGCAGCAAUCACAGCCAGCGUUGCCCAUCAUCACCAUUGCCGAGGCGCCAGCAACAAUGUCCGCGCAAUUUGUGAUGGACACCCAAGUGCUCGAGCAACAGCAGCAGCAGCAGCCGGAGAUGAUCAAUCGAUUGCAGCACUUUGCUGGCAGCAGUUCGCUGCCCACCAAUGUGGUGAAUCCUUUGCAGCUGCAGGCAACGCCCUGCACCAGCAUCACAAUGACGAGCACGAGCACCACCAGCACGACGACCAGCAUCAACUGUCGACCCACAAACCGCGUGUUGCCUAUGCAGCAGCGGCAGGAGCCAGCGCCGCUGCCGAAUGAGCCAGUGGUGUCAUCGCCUACGCCGCCGAAACCCCUCGUGGAACAGCAGGUGAGUCUGCAGAUCUCCAGUGGCAGCGUCUCCAAGUGUUAUGCUCAGAAAGCGUCAGCCUCGCCAUCACCCUUACCGUCGCCUGUGUACGAGGCAGAGCUCAAGGCAGCCACUGUCAUGGAGAGCAUCGCUCUGACCUCAAUGGCCACCAUAAUGGAGGAGGAGGGUGACGACGAGGAGGAGGAAGAGGAGCAGCAGCCCACAGAGUCCAUCUACAUGGAGGGACUGUACGAGAAGCAGCAGCCGGACGUGAAGAGCGAGGUGCUGCUCAUCCAGCAGCAGCAGCAACAGCAGCACCAGCACCAAAUGGAUCAUCAGAUGGUGAGCAAUGGCUAUCUGCUGGAGAAGCAUCGCGGCUACCAGGAGGCUUCGGUGGUGCCCAUGGACACGGAGAAUCCCUACGACGAUGAGGAACUCGAUGAGGAUGAUGACGAGGAUGAUGACUUUAGCCUGAAGAUGGCAACAUCCGCAUGCAACGAUCACGAAAUGUCCGACAGCGAGGAGCCGGCGGUUAAGGAGAAGAUCAGCAAGAUUCUGGACAACCUCACGAACGACGACUGUGCCGAUUCGAUAGCCACCGCCACGACAGUGGAGGUGGAGGCCACAGCGGCCGGCUAUCAGCAGAUGGUAGAGGAUGUACUGGCCACCACUGCCGCCGCCUCGUCAUCUGCCUUUGAGGCAACGGCCGAGGAAACGGCAGCCGUGGAGGCAGCCGCCAGCUACAUCAAUGAAAUGGCCGAAGCCCAUGUCCUCGAGCUGAAGGAGCUGCAAAAUGGCGUCGAACUGGAGCUCAAGAAGCAUCAGCAACAGCAGCAGCACCAGGAGCAGCUACGGCAGGAGACGUCCUCAAAACAGCAGCAGCAACAACAGCAGGAGGAGGAGGAGGAGAAAGCAGCCUCUUCCGUGGCCAUGGAGGUGCCUUCAGCAGCGGCUCCAGAACCCCCACCACCGAUACGCGAGCCGAAAAAGAUCAGCGGACCACAUUUGCUGUACGAGAUCCAGAGCGAGGACGGCUUCACGUACAAGUCCAGCUCCAUAGCCGAGAUCUGGGAGAAGGUCUUCGAGGCGGUGCAGGUGGCCAGGCGGGCACACGGUCUCACGCCGCUGCCCGAGGGACCGCUGGCCGAUAUGGGCGGCAUCCAGAUGAUUGGUCUGAAGACGAAUGCCCUCAAGUACCUCAUCGAGCAGCUGCCGGGUGUGGAGAAGUGCUCCAAGUACACGCCCAAGUACCACAAGCGCAACGGAAAUGUGUCGACGGCGGCAAGUGUCGGUGGACACGCUGUCACAGGAAGUCUCUGCAGUGCAGCAGCGCUGGCCGCCGCUGUUGGGGAUGCUCAAGCGUUGCUGGACUAUGCCUCGGAUCAGGAUGAGUUGCAGGAGAAUGCCUACGAUUGUGCGCGCUGUGAGCCGUACACGAGUCGAUCCGAAUACGACAUGUUCAGCUGGCUGGCAUCCCGUCAUCGCAAGCAGCCCAUUCAGGUGUUUGUGCAGCCCUCGGAUAACGAGCUGGUGCCAAGAAGAGGAACGGGCAGCAAUCUACCCAUGGCCAUGAAGUACCGGACUUUGAAGGAGACCUACAAGGAUUAUGUGGGCGUAUUCCGUUCACAUAUCCAUGGACGUGGUCUCUACUGCACGAAGGACAUUGAAGCGGGUGAAAUGGUCAUUGAGUACGCUGGCGAGCUGAUACGCUCCACGCUGACGGACAAGCGGGAGCGCUACUACGAUAGUCGCGGCAUCGGUUGCUACAUGUUCAAGAUCGAUGACAACCUAGUGGUGGAUGCCACCAUGCGUGGCAAUGCGGCGCGUUUUAUCAAUCACUCCUGUGAGCCGAAUUGCUACUCAAAGGUCGUCGAUAUACUGGGGCAUAAGCACAUCAUUAUCUUUGCGCUGCGUCGCAUUGUGCAGGGUGAGGAGCUGACAUACGAUUACAAGUUCCCAUUUGAGGAUGAGAAAAUACCCUGCUCUUGUGGCUCCAAGCGAUGUCGCAAGUACUUAAAUUAGGGGUCCAUCGAUGGGCCACCCAAAAAUAUAUAAACACACAUAAAAUAUACUCAGUAUCGGAGACAACGGAACAUGAAACAUGAAAACACUUGUAGUUAACGGUUAUUUGCGAUCUAUGUUUGAUCUAUCGUGAUAUACUUUUCGUUUUAUACAACAAACAAACAAACAAACAAUCCCCAACCCACAACUCCCCCCCCCAAUGAAAAAGUCUUAAGUAAAUUAUAAGAGUUAAACAGUUGAUAUUAUUAUAUAUCCUAUAUAUAAUCUAUAACUAUACACACACACACACACACACACGCAUACACAUACACAAAUUAAGCAGCAACGAAUGCAACAUACGAUACAACAAUAAUAAUAUCCGCAAUCCCCACAAACAAGAACAUAUAGAAACUCGAUGAUGUCAGUAUUCAGGGGAAAGGAAUAAUAUAAAUUAGAUAUAAAACUAAAUAGUACUAAUACAAGGGCUCUCCACCCACACAGAUUCUAACAGAAAACACACACACACACACAUACACAUAGGAUAUACAUAUGUAGAGUAGUUGCAUGGGGGGUGGGUGGGGUUUGUGGGAGAAUGCAGCUCGUGAAAUUAGAUGACAAUUGUGGGACGUUUACUUACAGGGGCUUUGUGUUAAAUUGUACAUAUAAAUCACAUACGAAUUAUAAAAAUUAUAAAUAUAUAUCUACAUCUAUAGAGCUAAGAAUUAAACCUAAACAUUAAGCAAACAAAAUAUACAAAAAAAAUGUAUAACCAGAUUUAUGAUUGAAGCUGGAGUGGAGCUGGAGUUGAAGCUGAUGGAAGCAAAGCAAAGCAAACUAUUUUAUGUAGAAGCCCCUCUGCGUAUAUUUAUGUUUUGUUAACAAUUGUCAAUACUAUACUAUACCGCUUCACUCGAUAUAGGGAGAUCUAACUACAUGCAUAAUAUGUAUUAUGUAGCAUAUAGAAACCAAGCAUCACCCCCUUGAAAUUAUUCGAAAGAACCCCAAAACAGACAGACAAACAUUUUUAAUUGUAAUUUUAAAUUGUAUAUUUAUUCAUUUAUAUUGUAUAUUUAAUGCUAUGCUACUCUUAUACAUAUUUUUUUGUGCAUGC
This is a messenger RNA of Drosophila guanche, 13688 nucleotides long. RefSeq names its product histone-lysine N-methyltransferase trithorax (gene trx). Gene Ontology annotation, cellular component: nucleus; histone methyltransferase complex. Gene Ontology annotation, molecular function: DNA-binding transcription factor activity; sequence-specific DNA binding; zinc ion binding. NCBI's taxonomy places the organism in Eukaryota, Metazoa, Arthropoda, Insecta, Diptera, Drosophilidae. The coding region runs from base 1316 to 12598 and encodes 3760 amino acids. The transcript is spliced from 9 exons. Gene Ontology annotation, biological process: positive regulation of DNA-templated transcription. The record is from RefSeq and is a predicted model, not a curated record.